Molecule: messenger RNA, 915 nt
Organism: Lactuca saligna
Lineage: Eukaryota; Viridiplantae; Streptophyta; Magnoliopsida; Asterales; Asteraceae
Source: the annotation of a GenBank genome assembly
AUGCUGAAGCGUGUUGAUCCUACGAAUUUUGUCUUGGUGGCAUACUUGAAAAACAUUGAUCCUAAUGUUGAAACUGGGAAAUUAUUGCCAAGGGAAGAGAAGAAGUCUAAGCGUUCAAAGAAGACUGAACAGGGUUCUUCUGAAAAACCUAUCAAAGAAUCAAAGUCAAAGAAAUCUCCAAAGAAGAAGCCCAUUGAAGUGAAAGAGCCAGUGGUAAACGAAGUAUCAAUUGUUGUGACAAAACCAAAUGAGCCUGUUGAUGAUACUCAAGAGAAAGUUGUUAUUCCUUCGAAGACUAGUAUUUUUCGAAGAAUCAAAAAGCAAUCUAGGCAUACACUAAGGUCUCCUACUCUAAAUGUGGUACGGAAGCCUCAUAUUACUCAUCAGGGAGUAAUAAUUUGUGAACUACCAGCUUCCGUUUCUCCAUUGUCUAAGAAACAAAGGACUGAAGAUAUGACCAAACAUAUUACUCAGAGGAAGAACAAGAAGACACGAAAGCUUGUUAUCUCAAAAAAAUCAACAGAAGACAAAGAAGAAGUGCCCGAAACUCCUGAAGCAAAUCUUAAUCAGGAAAUUUCGUCUCCUGAGAAGACAAUUGCCAUACCACCCGAAGUCUUAGUUGCCAAAUCAGUUCCUGAGGAGGUACGAACUUCAGACAUCACUGUAAACGUAUCUAAUACAGAUGCAAAUGAUACUAUGGGUGAAGGAGAUUUGAAGACAGAAGCUCAAGGAAAUCCUAAUACUAUUGUGUCUUUAUCACUAUAUAAUCUUCCCAAUCCCUCGUCUACACAUUCACCCACAUUUUAUAACAUUCUUAAUCAACCUUUUACCACUCUUUUUUCAUCUCAAUCCACUGGUCCACCAAAAAUUGAUUCACCCAAACCAAAUUCACCCAUUAUUGAAUCUGAUCAUUAG